This is a messenger RNA of Tilletiopsis washingtonensis, 1373 nucleotides long. RefSeq names its product enolase. Gene Ontology annotation, cellular component: phosphopyruvate hydratase complex. Lineage: Eukaryota; Fungi; Basidiomycota; Exobasidiomycetes; Entylomatales. The record is from RefSeq and is a predicted model, not a curated record. The transcript is spliced from 12 exons. Gene Ontology annotation, biological process: glycolytic process. Gene Ontology annotation, molecular function: magnesium ion binding; phosphopyruvate hydratase activity. Bases 6 to 1325 code for a protein of 439 amino acids.
UCAUCAUGUCUGUCACCAAGAUCCUCGCUCGCCAGAUCUUCGACUCGCGCGGCAACCCCACCGUCGAGGUCGACCUCUGGACGGCCAAGGGCCUCUUCCGCGCCGCCGUGCCCUCGGGCGCGUCGACGGGCAUCCACGAGGCCCACGAGGCGCGCGAUGGCGGCAAGGCGUACAUGGGCAAGGGUGUCCAGGGCGCCGUCGACGCCGUCAACGGCGAGAUCCAGAAGGCCCUCCUCGAGUCCGGCCUCAACGUGACGGAGCAGAAGGCCAUCGACGACCUGCUCAUCAAGCUCGACGGCACGCCCAACAAGGCGCGCCUCGGCGCCAACGCCAUCCUCGGUGUCUCGAUUGCCGUCGCCAAGGCCGGUGCCGGCGAGAAGGGCGUCGCGCUGUACGAGUACCUGGCCGGCCUGUCCGGUGUCAGCCGCCCGUACAUCCUGCCCGCCCCGGCCAUGAACGUCAUCAACGGCGGCUCGCACGCCGGCAACAACCUCGCCUUCCAGGAGUUCAUGAUCGUGCCCACGGCCGCCCAGACCUUCACCGAGGCCAUGCGCGUCGGUUCGGAGGUGUACCACACCCUCAAGAAGGUCAUCGUCGCCAAGUACGGCCUUGACUCGUCGCUCAUCGGCGACGAGGGCGGCUACGCGCCGCCGGUCAAGUCGGCCGACGAGGCCCUCGAGGUGCUCGCCGAGUCGAUCAAGAAGGCCGGCUACGAGGGCCAGGUGCACAUCUCCCUCGACGUCGCCUCGUCCGAGUUCUACAAGGACGGCAAGUACGACCUCAACUUCAAGGACGAGAGCAACCCCAACCUCGUCACUGGCCGCGAGCUCGCCGACAUCUACCUCGGCUACAUCAAGAAGUACCCCAUCACCUCCAUCGAGGACCCCUUCGACCAGGACGACUGGGAGUCGUGGACGUACUUCCGCGCCAACUCGGGCGUCACUGUCAUCGGCGACGACCUCACGGUCACGAACCCGCUGCGCAUCAAGACUGCCAUUGAGAAGAAGGCCUGCGACGGCCUCCUGCUCAAGAUCAACCAGAUCGGCACGAUCUCCGAGUCGAUCCAGGCCGCGCAGCUCUCGCAGAGCGACAACUGGGCCGUCAUGGUCUCGCACCGCUCGGGCGAGACGGAGGACGUGACGAUUGCCGACCUGGCUGUUGCCCUCGGCGUCGGUAUCAUCAAGGCUGGUGCCCCGUGCCGCUCGGAGCGCGUUGCCAAGUACAACGCCCUGCUCCGCAUCGAGUCGCUCGAGAAGGACAUCACCUACGCCGGCAUCAACGGCUUCACCGUUGACAACGCUGCGCCCAAGGUGCUCAAGAAGUAAAGCUCUCUUGAGCUCAUAGAGGGUCGAUCGGAGCCGGAGGACCUACAC